GAGGAGGCCGAGGCUCGGGAACAGAGUGGGAGGGAGGAGUCGCCUGGCAACCGUGGAGAGGCAGGUGCAUGCUGAAAAAUGGAUGAUGACGACUUUGGAGGUUUCGAGGCAGCAGAGAGCUUUGAAGAUGGGGAAGCAGGCAUGCACUCAGUUUCACCAGCUAUCCCCUGGGCAGCAUUUUCUGCAGUACCCGGGAUGCAGCUGACCCAAAGUGCUCCUCCUGAUAUCCUCUUGGACCAGACAACACAGUCAGUCACGAGCUAUCAGUCAAAGUUUGCCCUUUGCCCAGGAGAUGAGCCAAACUCUAUCUCAAAACCUGGGUCGGCAGGAAAUAAUGAAGAGCAAACAACAUUGAUAGCACAGAUUCAGCCGAAACCCCAAUCUUUACUGGACACAGUGGGGGUACCAGCGAGCUCACUUGAAGAGGAAAGACUGGGUCAGCCGGCUAGCAUCCCUGACGAUGAUGCUGAGACAGCCAGAGUAAAAGAGAUGGAGGCAAAGCUCAAAGAAACAUUGCAAAAUGUGGAGACAAAACUUUCUGCUGCAGAAGAGGAGAAGCUUGAAAUUAAAAAGGAACUUGCAGAACUGCUAGAAAAACACUCAAAGCUGCAAGAAGGGAUUCUACAGGAAAAAGGUGAAGCGGAAAGAUCUCACAGAGAGUACUACAGUCAGUUGCAGGACAAACACAAGCAGGAACUAGAGGACCUGAGAAAAGCCGGGCACAUUGCCCUGAACAUUAUCGUUGAAGAGUUCAAGGCAUUAAUGAAGGUCACUAUGCUGGAGCAACAAGAGACCAGUGGUAAACACCUACAAUCAGCCAUAGAGAAACAAGCCCGGGAGUGUGAAGAGUUGCUGAAUGCCCAGCACCAACGGCUCCUUGACAUGUUGGAUGAAGAAAAAGUGACAUUGCAAGAUAGAGUGAAGGAAGCCUUGGUGGAACAAACACAGGAACACAAGGAAAUACUGGAAAAAGGUUUAGUUGAAGAAAGGCAACGAAGCAAAGAGACUGUGGAAGCAAUCAUGAAGGAAGAAAAGGAAAUCAUUAAGGAGGCUGUUUUGAAAGCCGUGCAAGAGGAGAGGGAAAGGAUGGAAAAGAUCCAGUCGGAGCAGAGAGAGUUAUGGGAGGCUGAGCACCGGAAGGACCAAGAAAAAUUGGAACAAGUGAUCCAGCAAGCUUUGGCAGAAGAGAGGAGCAAAAGCAAGGAAGUGACAAGGGAAGCGAUAAGGCAGGAAAGACGAAGUAGUGAGAAUGCGAUACAAGAGGCUGUUCAGAAAGCUAGAGAGGAUCUGCUGGAAUACACAAAAGAGCAGAAGCGACUUGACCAUGUAAUCCGACAGCGUAACCUGUCUAGUUUGUCGCUGUUCCUGUCCUGUGCCCAGAAUCAGUUAUCUGGCCUGAUGGAAAACCAGCUAGUCACAGAGGAACGAGAGGAUAAAUGACAGUUUUUAAAUGAACAUUGAAAUGUGCAGCAUCUCCAGAAAUAGAGAAUAAUCUGACACUGUCCAUUUUUAUGUUUCUGUAUAUUUGAAAGCAUUUUUUGCAUAUGCUGGAAAAAAUUAUGUUUGAUUUAUACAAAUCAAGAAAGGCAGCAAUACCAUUAGCCUUCCAACCUCGGGAACUUUAUAUCUAGAAAGGCACUUGUACACUACGUUACAAAGUUUUUUUGAACACUAACUUUACAAACACGAGAUCUUUAAGCACCACUUGUAUAAAAUCAAGAUUACUUGAACCCACCAACUGUUCUGUUAUUUACGCCGUCAUUUAAGUCAAAGUGUAGGCAGACCUCAAACUUGUCUUGAGAAAGAAGAGUCUUGUAAGUCUGUUGUUGCAAGUAUAGCUUACGAUUGUUUCUGGAAAAUAUAUCCCUUGUUACCAGAAUAUCUGAUGGAUUAUGGCACAGUUUUUACAAGUCUCUUCUUUAGUGUGUUGUAAUGCUGUAGUUGCCCAGUUAAAAGUGUUUUUCAUACUUUGGUUGUUGAUUUGUACCCAGGUGGAAUCCAUCAUUGCCGUUAAAUGUACUUGUGAGUGAAUUUCCAUGUUUUUAGAUGAGGUUUCUAAGUUGACUGUGCCACAAGAAAGCAAAAGGAGGAACCAUGAUUGUUCCUACCUGGAGGAGGAAGGCAUGCCAGUGAUCAGUUACAAAGACAGGGAAAGUCAUUACUUACUGCUUAAACUAGGUAUCAUAACUCUCUGAAGGUAUUGCGAAACUUUGUCUCUUCGCAAAUUUGCAGCAUGACAUAGUUUACAUUGCAAAAAUUCCUUGUGCCUGACAUUGUUCUGAUGUUCCAACAGCAAGUGUGAUGCUGAAUUGUUCUAGGCUCAACCCAUCCCCCAAGAGGUUCCACAUUUAAUAUGUGAUCAAUUCUGCUACAGGAUCUAUUUUCCAAACUUUGUUAGCCACAUCUGAAUUGACUUAAAUAUUGUUUUUUCCCCCAAGCAUUGUUUUUUGUGAGAAAUGGGUUUAAAUUGCUUUUCGUUAACCAAUGCUUGAUUUUCAUUGUCAAAAUAAGACAAAUUACUUUGAUUUGAAUGCUAAGAUUAAAGAAUUUUGCACA
Messenger RNA from Callorhinchus milii (elephant shark), 2556 nucleotides. RefSeq names its product coiled-coil domain-containing protein 91. Lineage: Eukaryota; Metazoa; Chordata; Chondrichthyes; Chimaeriformes; Callorhinchidae. The record is from RefSeq and is a predicted model, not a curated record. Gene Ontology annotation, cellular component: trans-Golgi network. Gene Ontology annotation, biological process: Golgi to lysosome transport. The transcript is spliced from 13 exons. The coding region runs from base 79 to 1440 and encodes 453 amino acids.